AUGAAUCUAAUAUCAUUUUAUUCAUACCAGCGAGAGAACUUGAAGAUUGAUAUCUCCAACUUUAAACCUCCGAAAAAGCUUACUCAGCUGAGAACCUUAAAACUCAAACUUAUCCAACUGAAAACUUCUGAUUCAAGACAUGGAUGUAAAUAAGAUUAUAAGCAACAUUCGGAAUGGGGACUUUGAAGAUGUGAAACGAUUUAUCAAAAAAAAUCCUGAAACUGUAAGUUUACCAAACAUCUUCAAAAGGUGUUACGGUUCUUAUGGCUGCCUGUGAACAAGGCAAUAAAGAGUUAAUAACCUUAUUGACAGAAUCUGGCGCUGAUCUCAACAUCAGCGACGAAGACAAGAAGUGGACAGCAUUGCAUUAUGCAGUGGAGAACAAGCAAGCGGAUGUUGUGGCCUUGUUACUUUCCAUAGGAGCAAAUGUUAAUAAGCAGGACAAAUGGGGCAACACACCUCUACAUCUGGCUGUGAGGAAUAAAUAUGAAGAUGUAGUCAAAGUCCUGUUAAACAGCAAAGAAAAUAACAAUUUACUGGUUAAUCAGAGAAAUAAUAAGGGUCGGAGUGCUCUCCAUUUAGCCUGUCGUUUUCCAUGCAAAAAUAUUGUUGAACUUCUCCUGCAACAUAAUGGCACGGAUGUUAAAGCUGUGGAUAAUGAAGAUUGGACAGCUCUCCAUUUUGCCUGUAAAUAUGGAGGCAUAAACAUUGUUGAACUUCUCCUGCAACAGAAUGGCACGGAUGUUAAUGCUGUGACCAAGCAAGGUGACACCCCUCUCCAUAUUGCCUCUGAAAGUAGACGCACGGAAAUUGUUGAUUUUCUGCAACAGAAUGGCAUCGAUGUCUAUUAGAUGAACAAAAAGGGUGACACCCCUCUACAUCUGGCAGUUCGAAAGUAAGUCCCCAAUGGAUUUGGAUUAUCCAAAUCUGUUUCUUUAAUGUUUGUUUUCUUGUUUCGAGUCAUUCAUGUCAUAAUCCCACCAUGGGUCGUCAUGCUUCACCGCUCUCUCUCUCUCUCUCUCUCUCACUCUAAUGACACUGUAAUCUAACUUCAUUAAUUAAUCAUCAUAAUUAUUGUUGUUGUUGUUGUUACAUGACUGGAUUCUUUACUUCAUCUCAUCCUUCGUUACCUCAACGUUACAGGUUCAAAUCCUCUCGCUUCUUCCUUUCAUUCCAUGUAAAACACCUCACCCCGCCUUCUCUUGAAAUUUUACUCUUUCGUCUGGCCCUGGGCUAAAUGCAGAAUCAUCCCCUUACUUUGAUCCGUUUGUGUUCCAAGUUCAACUCCUGGGGUCAAAAUCUGUACCAGUAAUAUCCAGGGGUUCAUUUAAUAAAUUGUCCUCCCUCUUUACU
Octopus sinensis (East Asian common octopus) is the source of this 1353-nucleotide messenger RNA. RefSeq names its product putative ankyrin repeat protein RF_0381. Gene Ontology annotation, molecular function: protein binding. Bases 264 to 851 code for a protein of 195 amino acids. The transcript has 6 exons. The record is from RefSeq and is a predicted model, not a curated record. Lineage: Eukaryota; Metazoa; Mollusca; Cephalopoda; Octopoda; Octopodidae.